AUGAAAGGUGUCGAAGCCACACCUGAAGAGCAAGAGCGCCUCGCCACCGGGAACAACAAUGGCUCCCUCGACUGCAAGAUACCGCCGGCGCAGGCGGCCGGCCCCCGUUCCGCCUUCCAUUCGACUCGAGUUUUUAUGCUCGUUUUUCUAUCGGGUUGGGUCCUCCAGGGAAUGUUUCUCACAUAUUUCGUGAGCGUGACGACGACGAUCGAGAAGCUCUUCAAAGUGGAAUCGAAGACGACAGGAAUGCUCCUCGCAGCUACCGAGAUAGGACAAAUAUGUACGGCUCUAUUUUUGACGUACUUAGCUGGUCGCGGUCACCGGCCGCGGUGGAUCGCGUGCAUGAUGCUGGUGCUGGCGGUGGGCGUGAUCGGUUGCGUGGUGCCGCACGUGUUGUACGGCACGCGGCUGUUGGACGUGCACUUGGACGCGCACCGUGGCGGCGCCGCGCCCGUAUGCCAUACGGACGGCACCAACGCCACCUACUGUGAUCCGUACCAGAUCAGCAGCACUAAAGACCGCUCCUCCAUCACGGCAGUCGUUAUACCAUGGCUCUUCAUCUGCCUGCUGGUGGUGGGAGUCGGCCAGACCGGUAUCGCAACGCUCGGGAUACCUUAUGUUGACGACAACGUUGGCAGCAGACAAUCACCUCUUUAUAUAGCUAUCACAAUUGGCAUCAGAGUUAUCGGCCCUGCGUUGGGCUUUCUACUUGGCGCUCUAUGCACCAGGGUGUACGUGGACCCGCUCUCAGAUCCGGGAUACGCAUCCAGUGAUCCGAAAUGGGUUGGAGCAUGGUGGCUCGGCAUGGUGUUCAUAGCCGGUUUCAUAGUGGUCCUGUCGUCGCUGAUGUUCUUCUUCCCGCGCCAGAUUAAACAGGAGCUGGCGCCUCCGCCGCCUAAGAAGAGCAAGGAGAAGCGGGCACCGUUAUUCAAAGACUUCUUUGCGACUAUCAAGCGACAGUUGACCAACGACAUAUUGAUGUGGCGCACGGCGAGCUCGGUGCUCCACUUGAUGCCGAUCAGCGGCGUGUACAGCUUCCUGCCCAAGUAUCUGGAGAAACAGUUCCGGCUGCCGACGCACGAUGCUAACCUUGUCUCGGCUCUGGGCGGUAUCCUGGUGAUGGGUCUGGGCAUCAUCACGUCGGGCGUGGUGAUCCUCAAGCUGGUGCCCACCGCGCGACAGGUGGCCGCCUGGACCGCCGCCACCGCCGCCAUAUACAGCGCAGGUAUGGUGAUGUUGAUGUUCGUGAGUUGCCCGGAGGAGAGCUACCGGUGGUUGGGCGCCGGCGCCGCGGACAACUACACGAUGGCGUGCAGCGCCAACUGCAGGUGUGACAACGUCUCGUUCAGCCCCAUCUGUGGACAGGACUCGUACACGUACCUGUCCCCGUGCGAGGCGGGCUGCACUCACAGCGCGCAACUCGACAACAACACGUGGCUCUACCAGAACUGCUCCUGCAUCGACACGGCCAGCGUCGCCGCUGUCACCACUAACACGUCAGUAUCCAUCCUUAUAAUACCGGCAAAUCGCUAA
Messenger RNA from Diatraea saccharalis (sugarcane borer), 1533 nucleotides. NCBI's taxonomy places the organism in Eukaryota, Metazoa, Arthropoda, Insecta, Lepidoptera, Crambidae. The record is from the annotation of a GenBank genome assembly.